Messenger RNA from Chrysoperla carnea, 1227 nucleotides. It is a transcript of the gene aln, whose product is annotated as divergent protein kinase domain 1C. The transcript is spliced from 2 exons. Bases 1 to 1227 code for a protein of 408 amino acids. The record is from RefSeq and is a predicted model, not a curated record. Lineage: Eukaryota; Metazoa; Arthropoda; Insecta; Neuroptera; Chrysopidae.
AUGAAUUUCCGAAGACUUCCUGGAAUAUUAUAUAAUCAUCGGAAUACAUUUUUAAUUUUUUCUGCAGUUACUUUAUUACUAACAUGUAUUCUUCUGCAUUGGGGGAUCAUUUGCACUGAUUUUUCACCAUGGCGUUAUGUGAAACAAGUUUGUAAUGAACAUCAAAAUGGUAACGCAAUUGGAAAUUUAUGUAAAGCCCUGUGUACAUCUGGUGAUAUCAAUUCUCUUACAUGUCAAACAUUUCAUAAUGGUAAAGAAUCCGUAUUUAUUGCUGAAUGGCAUGAAACAAAAUUGGUAUUUAAAAAAGUCAAAGAUAUAUCGAAAAGUAAUCCACUAUAUUGGAUUGAUACAAACACACAAACAAAACAUUAUCCGUCCGAGAAUGAAUUCAAAGUAAUGAUUCGUUACACAGUCCUUACUAAAUUUAAUAUAUCGAUAUCAAAUAGUAAUUUAAUUAGAUUAAGUCGAUUAAAACCAUCGUAUCAAGAGAAAGAUAUUGUAAAACGGCGUAACGAAAUGAUGAAUGCUUGGGCAUUGCUACAAGAUCACGAAUAUUUAUGUUCCACAUUAUUCAUAGAUUAUGAUCUAUUUCCACAAUUAAUUGGUACAUGUGGUCCAUAUUUUGCCGUGGAAUAUGUGGAACCAAUUCAAUAUUCAUCAUUAUUUUCGUUAAACGAGGAUAAAGAAGAAUGGAGCAAACAAAUAAAAUUAUCAUUAUUGGUGCUUAAACUUAUCGAAGAAUUAGAAAAUACAUUUAUUGAGCCUUUUCAUUUAUGUGAUAUAAAAUUACAACACUUUGGUUUAACUAAAGAAAAGAAUCGUUUAAAAUUUAUCGAUUUAGAUAUGGUGUACCCGAGAUCAGUAAUUAGUCGAAUUAUAUCCGAAACGGAUUCGUGUACAACCGAUGAUCAAUGUGAUUUCUUUGAUUGUCGUGCACGAUGUAAUACAAAAACGAGAAAAUGUGAAAAUCGUGUUGCAAAUAAUAAUUUACAAAUUGUGUGUGAAAAAAUAUUCCUUGGAUGGAAAAAUCCCCAUAAAAUUAUUGUGCCUGGCUUACUAAUGUCUCAACAUACACCAUCAUCCUUAGCCGCUGUUCUUAGACAAUGUGCAAAUCCAGCAUCUGAAACCACAAAACCUAGAGAGCCCACAUCGGAAGAGGUACAAAGUCGUUUAACAGCUAUUUUGAGUGAAAUGGAUUCAGAAAUUGAUAAUGAAAUGCUGCUUUAA